Andrographis paniculata is the source of this 2203-nucleotide messenger RNA. Its product is annotated as transcription termination factor MTERF2, chloroplastic. Bases 40 to 1872 code for a protein of 610 amino acids. The record is from RefSeq and is a predicted model, not a curated record. Gene Ontology annotation, molecular function: double-stranded DNA binding. The transcript has 6 exons. Lineage: Eukaryota; Viridiplantae; Streptophyta; Magnoliopsida; Lamiales; Acanthaceae. Gene Ontology annotation, biological process: regulation of DNA-templated transcription.
UGAAACCUCAUCCCGCCCUAUCCACUUUCCGUCACUAUUAUGCUGGCUUCUCACCACCGCCUCACCUCCACGGCCGCCGGCGACCUCCACAGCCACCGCCGACGUCCUCCAAUCUUCUUCACCAAGCCCCGCCGCUUCUCUUUAAUAUCGUCCUCCCUCUCCGACAAGCAAAAUGGCGCGGCAUCAACCAGCGAAACCGCUAUUCUCCGAACCCACAACGCCAGAUCGGCGGCCGUGCUCCUCCGCCACCUAUCCUCUCACGAAGACCGGAAUCCAGACGAAGAAAAUCUGGGGACGAAUCUAGCGUUAGCGGAAGAGGACAAGGAAAGAGUGCUCGAAGUCUCAUUGCAGAUUAGACGAACGCCGCAGUUUCCAGGCUCCGUUUACAUAAAUUCUUCUUCUCCGGCGAGCGUCCUCCGAGGAAACGACACUAAUUCCGGGGAAAUCGAUGAGGAAAUGCUGAUAAAGGCGCUGGAGAUAAGGAGGAAAGUGACUGCAGAUAUUUUCAAGGAGGCGAUGAGGAAAGUUAAGUUUGGGAUCACUUACACGGACAAUAUGGCUUCCGAAUUAUCCGAAUUUCUUGACUAUGUGAUAAUCAAGGCUGUUUCGAUGAAGAAAUUCCCUGAAUUCUCGCAGUCUUCGUACAAUCAUCGCGCACGAGCCUUCAUCGAUGAAUCCCAAGUUGUGCCUCUUAUCAGGUGGUUGAAACACAACUCAUUAUCCUAUCGGCAAAUAGGGAAGCUUAUUUGUGCGUCGAACGGGGAUCUCGGGUCCAUAAGAAGGGUUGUGGAGUGGUUGAAGUCGAUACACGUGAAAGGGAGGUUUAUAGGCGUGGCGUUGACACGUGCUGGCAGGAAUUUAUUGGGUCAGCAUUUAGAGGAUUUUGAUGAGAUUGUUGAGUAUUUGGAGGAGAACGGCGUGAGGAGGGAUUGGAUGGGUUAUGUAGUUAGUAGGUGUCCCGAAAUAUUGGCAUUUAGCAUGGAGGAAUUGAGAGCUCGUGCUCAGUUCUACUUCCGUAUGGGAAUGAGUAAGAACGACUUUGGGACAAUGCUGUUCGACUCUCCUAAAGUGCUCGGCUACCUCUCCAUGGAAGAGAUGAAUGAAAAGGUAGCAUAUUUGAAAGAGUUUGGCCUUGAUGAUGAGGAUAUCGGGAGAUUGUUAGCAUUUAAGCCACAGUUGAUGUCUUGUAGCAUCGAGGAUAGAUGGAAGCCUCUCGUAAGGUAUUUUUAUUAUCUUGGGAUUUCCAAGGAUGGGAUGAGAAGAAUCCUCACCUUGAAGCCUAUGGUUUUCUGUGUUGAUCUUGACAGCAUCGUUGUGCCAAAGGUUCAAUUCCUACGGGACAUUGGUGUCGAGGAAGGCGCAAUUGGCAACAUGCUUUCCCGGUUUCCUUCAAUGUUGACAUAUAGCCUCUACAAGAAAAUACGGCCCGUGGUGAUUUUUCUUUUGACGAAGGCCGGGAUUUCCCAGAAAGACGUUGGGAAGGUGAUUGCCUUAGCACCCGAACUCUUGGGAUGCAGCAUAGCCAAUAAACUAGAUCACAACGUGAAAUACUUUCUCUCGCUCGGAAUAACUGUUCGACAGCUGGGAGAGAUGGUUUCCGACUUCCCGAUGCUGCUUAGAUACAACGCAGACGUGUUGCGACCAAAGUAUCGAUACUUAAGGAGAACGAUGAUACGGCCAUUACAGGAAGUUAUCGAAUUCCCAAGGUUUUUUAGCUAUUCGCUAGAGGAGCGAAUAAUGCCGAGGCAUAAGAUUAUGGUCGAGAACCGGGUUAACUUUAAGUUGCGGUAUAUGUUAGCGAGCACGGACGACGAAUUUAAUGAGAGGGUGGAGGAAGCUGUGGAGAGACGGAGAAGCUUCGAAUCCCGGUAAGUCAUACCAACUUUGAUCGAAAUAAAAAUCUUGUGAAUAGAUAUUUAAUUACAUACUAUAUAGUCACGAUUGAGAUUGAUCUCAAUAAAACGUGCAUGGUAAUAGUCUACAUGAUAAAUAUUAGGAUUGAUCUCAUGUUAACAAAUAGCACAAAUGUGUAUGGUAUAAGUGGAUAGUACAAGGUAGGUAAUAAUUCAUAUAGUAUAUGCUGGUUUAAUUUUAUAGUUUUAAAAAAUACUACUUCAUUUAUAAUACAUUUUAACCAAAAAAAAUAUAUGUAUAUAAUCAAUAUUAUUAUUUUAACUAAAUUAUAGUAUCUUUGUUCCUUUUC